UAGUGUAUGAUUAAAUUAUGUCCUCGGGAAAUUUUAAAUCCUCUGUAUGAAUCUGGUGCCACAACUCCUUCCGAAGACAGACCACCAGUAAGUCGAAGUUAUCAAGAAUAUGACACAGAUCCUAAACAAUAUCCCAUUACACAACCAAUGCUGAAAAAAGAAGGGAUGAUACAAUGCGCUGGUGAGGCUGAAUAUAGCGAUGACACCCCCAGUAUCAAAGACGAAGUUUUUGCUGCACUUGUACUUUCUACCAUAGCCAAAGGAGAUAUUGAAUCAAUAGAUGGCUCUGAAGCUUUAAAACUCGACGGGGUUAUUGCAAUGUAUACUUCAGCAGAUAUUCCAGGGGUUAAUAGUAUAGUUCGUAGUGAUUUUAGAUUAUUUUAUGAAAACGAGGAGUUUUUAGCCAGUGAAAAGAUUCGGUUUUAUAAUCAACCUGUGGCUAUUAUAGUUGCUACCACUCAAAUGUUGGCUGAUCAAGCGACGUAUUUGGUGAAGGUCAAUUAUAAGAAUGUUUCGAAGAAACCUCUGAUUUUUACAAUAGAAGAUGCUAUAAAAGCACCGAAAGAGGAAAAAAGAUUAGUUCCUUAUGAAGGUAUUAUGCCUACAAAUAGAGGAGCUAAUGUAUUCAAAGUAAUCGAAGGAAAAUUCAUCAGCCCUCGACAAUAUCACCACAUGAUGGAACUCCAUAAUACAUUAACUAUUCCAGUGGAUGAUAGAUUAGAAGUCAUAUCAUCUACGCAGUAUAUGGACAUGACUCAAGCUUCUAUCGCUCAGCUACUGAAUAAACCAGAACAUUCGAUCAUAAUUAAAACAAGAAGAUGCGGCGGGGCUUUUGGUUCUAAAAUUGGUAGACAUAGUUUUACUUCAUGUGCUACAGCGCUUGUAGCAUUGAAGCUCAAUAAACCCUGUCGUUUGUCCAUGCAUUUAAGAGAUAUAAUGCGUGCUAUAGGAAAGAGACCUAAUACCAGAUUAGACUAUAAGGUUGGUUGA
Messenger RNA from Manduca sexta (tobacco hornworm), 990 nucleotides. Its product is annotated as aldehyde oxidase 2-like. The record is from RefSeq and is a predicted model, not a curated record. NCBI's taxonomy places the organism in Eukaryota, Metazoa, Arthropoda, Insecta, Lepidoptera, Sphingidae. Gene Ontology annotation, molecular function: iron ion binding; oxidoreductase activity. The transcript is spliced from 4 exons. The coding region runs from base 7 to 990 and encodes 327 amino acids.